Prunus armeniaca (apricot) is the source of this 1194-nucleotide messenger RNA. NCBI's taxonomy places the organism in Eukaryota, Viridiplantae, Streptophyta, Magnoliopsida, Rosales, Rosaceae. The record is from the annotation of a GenBank genome assembly.
AUGAAGACGAAAGAUGGGAGGGGUACAACAGAUGCUUAUUGUGUGGCGAAAUACGGGCAGAAGUGGGUUCGAACAAGAACCAUUAUUGAUAGCUUUACUCCCAGGUGGAAUGAGCAAUAUACAUGGGAGGUUUUUGAUCCUUGUACUGUCAUAACUAUUGGGGUAUUUGAUAACUGUCAUUUGCAUGGGGGAGAUAAGGCUGGAGGGGCCAGGGAUGCAAGAAUUGGGAAGGUAAGGAUUCGUCUCUCCACCCUUGAAACUGAUCGGGUGUACACACACUCGUACCCACUUUUAGUUCUGCACCCAAAUGGUGUAAAGAAGAUGGGUGAAAUUCAUAUGGCUGUGAGGUUCACUUGCUCUUCUUUGCUUAACAUGAUGCACAUGUACUCCCAGCCACUGUUGCCAAAAAUGCACUAUAUUCAUCCAUUAACUGUAAGCCAGCUCGAUAGCUUGAGGCACCAGGCCACUCAGAUUGUAUCAAUGAGGCUGAGCCGUGCUGAACCACCACUGAGGAAAGAAGUGGUAGAGUAUAUGCUGGAUGUGGGCUCUCACAUGUGGAGUAUGCGAAGAAGCAAAGCUAACUUUUUCAGGAUUAUGAAUGUUUUGGGUGGGGUAAUUGCUGUUGGAAAAUGGUUUGAUCAGAUCUGUACUUGGAAAAACCCCAUUACAACUGUACUCAUCCACAUCUUGUUUAUAAUUCUGGUCAUGUACCCAGAGCUCAUAUUACCUACAAUUUUCCUCUACCUCUUCUUGAUUGGAGUUUGGUAUUAUAGAUGGAGACCAAGGCAUCCUCCUCACAUGGACACUCGUCUGUCUCAUGCAGAUUCUGCACAUCCUGAUGAACUUGAUGAAGAAUUUGAUACAUUCCCUACUUCACGGCCUUCUGACAUAGUAAGGAUGAGAUAUGAUAGGUUGAGGAGUAUUGCUGGGAGAAUCCAGACAGUGGUUGGUGACUUGGCUACUCAAGGGGAGAGACUGCAAUCUUUGCUAAGUUGGAGAGACCCGAGAGCAACAUCACUGUUUGUGCUUUUCUGUCUGAUUGCUGCCAUUGUUUUGUAUGUUACACCAUUCCAGGUUGUGGCUCUUCUCGCUGGAUUCUAUGUGUUGAGGCACCCAAGAUUCCGUCAUAAGCUUCCUUCUGUGCCGCUGAAUUUCUUCAGGAGGUUGCCGGCUAGAACUGACUGCAUGUUGUGA